CGCUGUCUCUGACAGAAAACACUCUGGCGGUUGUGAUGUUAAGCUCCUGCUCCAACUCUCAUCUCUGUGGAUUCACACCUGUUCAGAGCGUCGUUUCCUCUGUCGUCUUGGCAUCAAAGGGACUCUUGGCUCAACCAACCCACCAUAUGCAAGUUUCAAGGGGGCUGGGAUGGACUGUUUGAUCCUGGGGGCUGGUGACACUGAAGCCCUGGUGAGAUGUCCCUGAGUGGCAACGAGAGCCAGCGUUCUCCGUCAGCGACAGCUCUGCCUUUGCCCUUCAACAGCUCCACCUCUCCACAUUCCCUGCCAUGGGAGGAGGGAAGAAUUACUCAUGAUUCUGCGCAGGAGUGGCUGGGGAAUACGACCCAGCUCCUCUCAGACCUUGCUGUUCUUGGGCACGAUGAGCAGUGCCCUAUGUCUUCCCUCCUCACAGCGUGUCUGGUCGUGUGGUACAGCAUGACAAUGGUGCUGGGGCUGAUGGGGAACAUCGGCCUCAUCUGCAUCAUUGCCCGACGCAGAGAAAAAGUCAAUGUCACCGGCAUUUUCAUCUGCAACCUGUCAUUCUCUGACAUCCUGGUCUGUGUCUUCUGCCUCCCCUUCACUGUCAUAUACACACUAAUGGACCACUGGGUUUUUGGGUCACUGUUAUGCCGGCUGGUGCCGUUCAUCCAGUGCAUGUCUGUGACUGUGUCUGUGUUGUCUCUGGUGUUCAUUGCUCUGGAAAGACAUCAGCUCAUCAUUAACCCCUCUGGGUGGAAACCGAGCAUUCCUCAGGCCUACAUGGUUGUCGGUCUCAUUUGGAUUCUGGCCUGCUUCACCUCCUCCCCUUUCUUGGCCUUCCAGCUGCUCACAAGUGAGCCCUAUGCCAAUGUGAUUCUGCCCGAGUCCCAGCUCCAUCAUCAAGCUUCUCCUCAGACUUAUCUCAAUGCAUCUCCACCUCAACCUGUUUCCUACACAUACAAAAACUCAUCCUCACUUCCAAAUUCAUACCGCACCCUUUUUUCUUAUGUCCCCACCUCUCCACAUAUGGAGGCCUGUCUCGAGCACUGGCCCUCCCAGCAGCACAGGCUGGCUUACACCACAUGGCUCCUGCUGUUCCAGUACUGUGGUCCACUGUUGUUGGUCCUGCUCUGUUAUGUCAGGGUUUUUGUGCGCCUUCGCCACCGCAAAGACAUGCUGGACCGUGCCAGGACCCCGGAGAGCCAGUGCAUGAGCCACAGCCGUCGAAUCAACAUCAUGCUGGUCGCACUCAUAACAGCCUUUGCUCUUUGCUGGCUGCCGCUCACCAUCUUCAAUGUGGUGUCAGACUGGAACCAGGAGGCUCUGCCUAUCUGCCACCACAACCUGCUGUUCUCCCUCUGCCACCUGCUGGCCAUGUCCUCCACCUGCAUCAACCCCAUCAUCUACGGCUUCCUCAACUCCAACUUUCGGCAGGAAGUGAGAGAGGUGCUCCUGCACUGCCGCUGUAGCCCGCUAGAGGAGGAGUGUGAGCGUUUCCCCAUGUCCACUGUGCACAUGGAAGUGUCCCGGACCUCUGUGCCUCUCAACUGCAGGAGCAACUCUGUUUGACUCUCUGUUGAUAUUAGAAAGGAUACUGCUUAAGUAGAAUAAAGUCCCAUAAACUGUACAGUUGUAAGACUAACUUCUGUUGUGCGAUAGUUUUGACUGUGGUAUUAAGUGCAACAUUUUUGUGUAUGGUUUGAAGUGAAGUGUACAAUGUUGGUAUAUCUUAUUCUGCAGUGAGGAGUGUGGUAAUGUAAAAAAAAAUCUGUUUCAAAGAAUGUGUCAUUUCAAGCUUGUCUGUGGCUGUAUCCCUAUUAGAUGCUUAAUUGUGUACAUUAUGUACUACAUACUAUACUGUUUUUUUUGCAGUAAGUAUACAAGAAAAUCAGUAUAUUUUACCAUUGUAUACUAAUAGGAAGUGAUCAAAUGUAUGCCCAGUUGGACCUCACUUAAACUGUGACUUUAGAAAGCUGCCGCCCCACCAUGAUCAUCCAAACACCACAUGAGGAAACAUCUUUUUGAAUAAAGGUGUUCAUUCUUCCAGUUGAGUUUCAGAGACUUAAGCUGUUCUCAAGGCCUGUGUUGGACCAACAAAAUAUUAAGAGACUUUCCUGUGUGCUGGUUUUUGAAG
Messenger RNA from Epinephelus fuscoguttatus (brown-marbled grouper), 2134 nucleotides. RefSeq names its product neuropeptide Y receptor Y4 (gene npy4r). Bases 217 to 1569 code for a protein of 450 amino acids. The record is from RefSeq and is a predicted model, not a curated record. Gene Ontology annotation, cellular component: plasma membrane; neuron projection. Gene Ontology annotation, molecular function: neuropeptide binding; neuropeptide Y receptor activity. Lineage: Eukaryota; Metazoa; Chordata; Actinopteri; Perciformes; Serranidae. The transcript is spliced from 2 exons. Gene Ontology annotation, biological process: G protein-coupled receptor signaling pathway.